Oryza brachyantha (malo sina) is the source of this 5244-nucleotide messenger RNA. RefSeq names its product putative pentatricopeptide repeat-containing protein At3g23330. The transcript is spliced from 5 exons. The record is from RefSeq and is a predicted model, not a curated record. Lineage: Eukaryota; Viridiplantae; Streptophyta; Magnoliopsida; Poales; Poaceae. Gene Ontology annotation, molecular function: protein binding; RNA binding; zinc ion binding. Bases 169 to 2097 code for a protein of 642 amino acids. Gene Ontology annotation, biological process: RNA modification.
GUCGGCCGCCACCGCCCGCGCCGCCCUUCCCUAGCCUGCCGUCCGUCGCCGUCCGCGCUGCUCGUACCCAGCCCGCUGGCCGCCUGCGCUGCUCUCCCGCGAGCAGAGGCGGCGCACUCGUCCUGCAUCCUCACCGCCAGGCAGCCGAUUAUCGCGGGAGCCACAGAAAUGUCUCUUGCUGCUGCUGCUGUUGCUGCACCUUCCCCGGCGCCGUCAUGGGCAUACCAGAUCCGCAUGGCUGCCUCCCAGGGCCAAUUCCUCCACGCCGUCUCCCUCUUCCUGCAAAUGCGGAGCUCUGUUGCGCCCCGAUCAUCUGUUCCGGCCUCCCUCCCGGCUGCACUCAAGUCCUGCGCUGCCCUUGGCCUCGGCGCCCUCGCUGCGUCUCUCCACGCACUGGCCAUCCGCUCCGGCGCCUUUGCUGAUCGCUUUACUGCCAAUGCCCUCCUCAACCUCUAUGCCAAGCUCCCACAUUUUCAUCGCCCUUUUGGGACAGAUGGUUCAGGAAGCCUGGAAUCAGCUUCAUUUGAGAGCAUGCAGAAAGUAUUUGAUGAAAUGCUCGUGAGGGAUGCAGUGUCUUUGAACACUUUGAUAUUGGGAUGUGCAGAGAACAAGAUGCACCAAGAAGCUCUGAGCAUGGUUAGGGAGAUGUGGAAGGAUGGAGUAAAGCCUGACUCAUUUACCCUGUCAAGUGUGCUGCCAAUCUUUGCGGAGCGCGCUGAUAUCAAGAGAGGCAUGGUGGUCCAUGGGUUUGCUGUCAAGAAUGGGCUCGACAAUGAUGCUUUUGUUGGAAGUAGCUUGAUCGAUAUGUAUGCUAACUGCACUCAAUUGGAUUACUCUAUGAAGGUGUUCGACAGCUUCUCAGAUUGUGAUGCAAUUCUGUGGAACUCGAUGCUUGCAGGUUGUGCACAAAAUGGGUCAGUUGAGGAAGCUCUUGGAAUAUUCCGUCGGAUGCGGCAAGCUGGAGUGAGGCCCGUGCCUGUGACUUUCUCAAGCCUUUUACCUGCCUGUGGCAAUUUGGCAUUGUCGCGUCUUGGGAAGCAGCUGCAUGCCUAUUUGAUCCGUGCCAGAUUUAAUGAUAACACUUUUAUAUCUAGCUCCCUUAUUGACAUGUAUUGCAAGUGUGGGAAUGUUAGCAUUGCUCGCCGCGUCUUUAAUGGGAUACAAUCACCUGACAUUGUAUCAUGGACUGCAAUGAUCAUGGGUUAUGCAUUGCAUGGUCCAGCAACCGAGGCUUUUGUGUUGUUUGAGAGAAUGGAGUUGGGAAAUGUAAAGCCUAAUCAUAUCACUUUUUUAGCAGUUUUGACUGCAUGUAGUCAUGCUGGAUUGGUGGACAAGGGAUGGAAGUAUUUUAACAUUAUGUCUGACCACUAUGGAAUUGUUCCUUCACUUGAGCAUUGUGCAGCACUUGCAGACACCCUUGGUCGUGCAGGAGAGUUAGAUGAAGCAUAUAAUUUCAUCUCUGAAAUGAAAAUAAAACCAACUUCAAGUGUUUGGUCCACCUUGUUAAGGGCUUGCAGGGUCCACAAAAACACUAUUUUAGCUGAGGAAGUGGCUAAGAAGAUUUUUGAGCUUGAACCUAGGAGCAUGGGAUCUCAUGUAAUUUUGUCGAACAUGUAUUCAGCUUCUGGGAGAUGGAAUGAAGCAGCACACCUACGGAAAUCUAUGAGAAACAAAGGUAUAAAGAAGGAACCAGCUUGCAGUUGGAUUGAAGUGAAGAACAAAUUGCACGUGUUUGUAGCUCAUGAUAAGUCCCAUCCUUGGUAUGAUAAAAUUAUUGAUGCAAUGAAUGUUUACUCAGAACAGAUGAUUCGUCAGGGAUAUAUUCCCAAUAUGGAGGAUGUUUUACAGGACAUUGAAGAGGAGCAGAAGAGAGAUGUGUUAUGUGGUCAUAGUGAGAAACUUGCAAUAGUAUUUGGUAUUAUCAGCACACCACCUGGAACAACAAUACAUGUGAUGAAGAAUCUCCGAAUUUGUGUUGACUGCCAUACGACAACAAAAUUUAUUUCAAAGAUAGUUGCAAGGGAGAUUGUUGUGCGUGAUGUAAACCGAUUCCACCAUUUCAAGGAUGGGAAUUGUUCCUGCGGAGAUUUUUGGUGAUUCAGCAAUCAGGAUGUCUUUAAAAGAUUGAGGGCAUGUUUGCUAGUGCUUGGACACCCCUCUCCAGGGCACCUUACAGUCGAUAUCAUGGUGGCAUUGUGUCUUCUUUAGUCAUCAUCUUAUGCUAUAUCUACUACUAUGUAAAUGCCAUGUGAGUUACCCGUAGGCUAGUUUCUGGCUACCCCAUGCUUGCAACUUGUCCGAAUGCCAAGCAGGGGCUGCCACCACUUUAAACCUCUGCCAUCUACAGAUCUUCUCUUUGCAACUCAGAAAUCAGGUAAAAUUUUCCUUUAUGCACUUAUAAGAUGCCUGGCCGAUAGGGAUGAAAACGGUACGGAAAUGUAUCGACCGUACCGAUACCUUUUUGAAAAUAAUAUAAAAAUGAAAUCUUACCGACCAUUACCGUUUUUAAAAUUUAACAUUUUUAGUUUCUGUCUGAACUUUAUUGAAUUUCACACCUAGUGUAAUUCAUAAAUUUUCAUAAAUAUGGAAAUUUCCCAACCGUACCGAUACCGUUUCCGAAUAUAUUAUUAAAAUAUGAUACUGUUUCCGACCGUUUUCAUCCCUGCUGGCCGAUGUACCAGCUGACAUGCACUGGACUCUUAGUGGCUCUGUGAUCCUUAUUCCUCUUGACCUCUCCUAGUAAUUCCAAACUCCCCUUGCAUUCUUUAAGACUGUCUUAUGACAGCAUGGAUGUUGGCUCUGGUGGACACCAGCAGGUGAUCUGUGCUCGAUACGACUGGUGCUCCUGGGGAUGGAAGAGACUCACUACUAACGCUGCAGUGGAUGGAAUAGAGUCACUACCCUAUCUACUUCCCUUCUGUCGUUAGUCUCUGUUGUGGGGAGAUGUAGCUGUGGGUAAAGAGGGAUGAUGGCUCCGUCGUUGUACACUUGUCCACAGCGCUACCUUUUGCACCGUCUAAAAUUAGUAAAGAGUAUUUCAAUCCAUUGUAUCAUUUCCUGUGUAAAUGUUCUAAUUGUUUAGUUAGAUUGCAACUCUUGUACCACGCUUACAUCUGUUGUUUACCCAUGGAUUCUCUUCAGCCAAUGAACUAUAGGAAGAUGAAACUGGCUGAUGCAGUGAGGCAGACACCACAUUUAAUUUGUAGCUUCAGCCUUCAGAGACGGUGGCUGCGAGGUCUUCAGCAACCCUGAGGCCGAGUUGCUGAGAUCAUGGAUUUCUUUUUACUGGACACAAUAGAUGGAUUCCUUGAAUAUCCUUGCGAGAAUUUUCACCCUAAGCCUAGCACCGAUUGAAUCCUCUUUGACUUAUUUUUAUUACUCUUAAAAAAUACCUUUGUUACAUACUCCCAGGUAUUAUCCUCUUUUGUUGUUUUGUUAUUUCAGCCAGCAGUGGUUGGGCUUAUUUAUUGGGGCCUGGUUAUCACAAAUUUUAAUUUUCAUUGUAAAUAUUUUAGUACAUGCUUUUGUUGAUUUGCUAGUGCAAAGGCUUCCACUUAACCAAUUAAUGCAUCUUUCGAAGGCUCUCGUUCAGAUGAUUUGUGUUGCUCUGUGUGACUGUAGAAAACUUGUUUUGACGGUCCUCUCACUGGAGAGAAUCUCAAGUGCUUCUUUUAUAUUAUGUUGAGCAAUUUAUUACACGUUUAGUGAAAUUUUAUAAAGGGUUUGCACACUCUGCAGUUCUGUCUGAAGCUUGCAUUGCUAGCAGCAUUACCAGAAUUCUAUGGAGGUUUAAAUGGUAGAGUUGUGUAUAUUGACACUGAAUCCAAAUUCUCUUCAUGGAGAUCUAUAGCAGAGUUCUCACCGAUUCCUGUUGUUGUUACAAACCAAGUACGCAGUCAAAGUAACGAUGAUGGCUAUCAUUAUUCAUUUGAAGGUCUGGGCAUCGAAGAAAACAGAUUAUCUUUUGGACACUUUGUUGGGAUGGAAUAGUGUUUCUAUUGUUCUCCUGCAGGUGAGAAGUAGGAUGGCAGUAGUAGUGCUGACAGGUUUGAAUCUCAUCUUGUUGCUGCUCUAGGAAUCCAGUGGGCUCAUGCUGUAACUAUACGUCUAGUCUUUGAGGCUCACUCAGGUUUGUCUAAUUAUUUUUGUAUUCAUAAUGAAACAAGCGCCUAUCAGUACUAUUAAUACCUUUUAUGUACCCAUCAUCUGAUACGCUGCAUGACAAUGCAAUAGGAAAGUCUUAACUACAUUUGAUUUCAGUUUCAUCUAUGUACAUGCACUAUUUAUCUCCUUACAACUUUAAAUUAUAGUAUACCAUUUUUAACAUACACUGUGACACAAUUGAACAUUAUGAAUCGACCCAAAUUAGUCCUACAUUUUUGUAAUAUUGAAUGGACGAAAUGAUGAUUUAUCUAUCUUUUAGUAUUGUUAGUUUGUUAUAUUUAUGCUUACCUUGUGCGUACAAGAUGAUCUAGAUUACUGUAAUGUUUUCACUCAAUAAAACACCUUCCUAUAGUAUCUACUAUAAGUGUAAAGUAAAGCAAGCAUCAAGCUUAAUCGUCCCCCUCCCUAAUCAAACGUUUGUCGUGAUUAACCGCCGGUUAAUUGGACAAGCAAAUUUAUGAUCAGCUGAUUGAGUUGAUUGCACCAAAUCGGAGUUCUGGGGGACGAUCAAUCAGAUGAUCAGAUAACAUUGGUGAAUAAACUGCAAGUUGGUAUAGCUUUCUGCAUUGUGAUGCAGUGGAAAGUAUUAGCAUGAGUAUCACUAUUGUUCAGUUCUUUCAUUAUAGGAUCAGAUAAUGUUGGCGCAUCCGCGCAUGACCCUGUUAGUUAGAAUUUGGUAUAGCUUUCUGCAUUGUGAUGCAGUUGUCAGUGUUAGCAUCAGUAUUACGACAGUUAAGUUCUUUCAUUAUAGCUUAUAUGUUUACUGUGCUAGUUUUGUGUGAGUUAUACAAGCUGCACUUAUAUAGGUCACAGGUUCAUCAAGGUAGCUAAAUCACCUAUGUCUCCAGCAGUAGCUUUUCCCUUUACUGUGGAGUCAUCAGGAAUAGUAUUACUUAGUGACGAGGGCAUUGAUGUGCCAGGUCCUGAGAUAACCUCAAUUCGUUGUCAAGGAGAAAAUGUCCUGGCUCAGUGACUAUUUGAAUGCUACUGCACUUACAACUAACAAGAGGUUGUAAUGUAACAAAUGAAGAUAUUUCUCCAGUCCCCAUGGAUGGCACAAAUAAUGGCUGAUUCAUGCAG